Oreochromis aureus is the source of this 2718-nucleotide messenger RNA. RefSeq names its product E3 ubiquitin/ISG15 ligase TRIM25-like. The transcript has 2 exons. Gene Ontology annotation, molecular function: zinc ion binding. The record is from RefSeq and is a predicted model, not a curated record. The coding region runs from base 858 to 2147 and encodes 429 amino acids. NCBI's taxonomy places the organism in Eukaryota, Metazoa, Chordata, Actinopteri, Cichliformes, Cichlidae.
AUUGGCUCAUGAUAAGUGUUCGUCAUUUUGCCUAAAUGCAAGUAAACUGCUGGCGGUGCGGGGGAAGAGACAGCUGACCAUCACUUUCAUUCUCAGCCGAGAGGAUUUCUGAGUUCCGAUCAAAACACCCUAUGAAUAAACUCACUAGCAUCUCAGCUGCUUGCAUCUUGGGUCCUAAUUCUCCACUGGUCUCAUAUCGCACUGGACUUCAUCACUGGUCUCCCACCAUCCUCAGAUAACACAGUUAUUCUCACCAUCAUCGAGCGGUUCUUCAAAGCUCUGCAUUUCAUUGCUCUGCCUCCCAUCAGCUCUAAACACUGUCCAGACUAUUACACAGCAUGUGUUCUGUCUCCACGGUAUUCCCCAAGACAUAGUUUCCAAUCGAGGUCCCCAGUUUGGAGAGAGUUUUGCAAGGAACUAGGGGCCCAAGUCAGCUUAUCAUCCGGUUUCCAUCCUCAAACUAAUGGGCAAUGCUACGAUGUGUGGUUUAAUCCAACCAGUCUUCCUGAGUGAUCAGCUGGCUUGGAUUGAAUACAACGCUAGCACGUCAGCUACCACCGGAGUUUCCCCGUUUCAGGCCUCACUGGGGUACCAGCCCCCACUUCUCUCUGUGUCAGAAGGGGAAUUGGCAAUUCCUUCCGUCCGGCACCACAUGCGCCGCUGUCAACGGGCAUGGCAAGACACCCGAGCAGCCCUAUUGAGGACUUCUGAGCAAAACAAGAGAUUGUCAAAUCACCGCCGCAUCCCGACCCCCACAUACCGGGUCGGUCAACAGUUCUACAGGUUGUGGAUAGGUGUAACCAAGUUUGAGUAAUAAGGAAGUGAAACUCAUACAGUCACUGACACUGAGAGGAGAAAUGGCGCAGGAAGGAGUUCAGCUGGACCAAGAAACCUUCUCUUGUUCGAUCUGUUUCGAUCUACUGAAGGAUCCGGUGGCUAUUCCCUGUGGACACAGCUACUGCAUGAACUGUAUUAAAAGCUUCUGGGAUGGAGAGGAGGAGAAGAAAAUCUACAGCUGCCCUCAGUGCAGACAGACUUUCACAGCGAGGCCUGUCCUGGUGAAAAACACCAUGUUAGCAAAUUUAGUGGAGCAGCUGAGGAAGACUGGACUCCAAGCUGCUCCUGCUGAUCACUGCUAUGCUGGACCUGAAGAUGUGGCCUGUGAUGUCUGCACUGGAAGAAAAAUGAAAGCCUUCAAGUCCUGUUUAUUCUGUCUGGCAUCUUACUGUGAGAAACACCUUCAGCCUCAUUAUGAUGUGGCUCCAUUAAAGAAACACAAGCUGGUGGAGCCCUCCAAGAAGCUCCAGGAGAACAUCUGCUCUCGUCAUGAUGAGGUGAUGAAGAUGUUCUGCCGUACUGAUCAGCAGAGUAUCUGUUAUCUCUGCUCUGUGGAUGAACAUAAAGGCCACGACACAGUCUCAGCUGCAGCAGAAAGGACUGAGAGGCAGAGAGAGCUGGAGGUGAGUCGACAAAACAUCCAGCAGAGAAUCCAGGACAGAGAGAAAGAUGUGAAGCUGCUUCAACAGGAGGUGGAGGCCAUCAAUCAGUCUGCUGAUCAAACAGUGGAGCACAGUGAGAAGAUCUUCACUGAGCUGAUCCAUCUCAUCCAGAAAAGAAGCUCUGAUGUGAAGCAGCAGAUCAGAUCCCAGCAGGAAACUGAAGUGAGUCGAGUCAAAGAGCUUGAGGAGAAGCUGGAGCAGGAGAUCACUGAGCUGAAGAGGAAAGAUGCUGAGCUGAAGCAGCUCUCACACACAGAGGAUCACAUCCAGUUUCUACACAACUACCCCUCACUGUCAGCACUCAGUGAGUCUACAGACUCAUCCAGCAUCAAUAUCCGUCCUCUGAGCUACUUUGAGGAUGUGACAGCAGCUGUGUCAGAGGUCAGAGAUAAACUACAGGACAUUCUGAGAGAGGAAUGGACAAACAUCUCACUGACAGUCAUUGAAGACAAUGUUUUAUUACCUAGUCAGGAGAGACGCCCUGUGGGUGCAUUUCACCCCCCUCGCAUAGUGCCUCCCCGCACCCCAUUAGUGGUUCCCCGUGUAUUGUUUUCCCGUGUACAGCAUCAAUCAGGUAUCUUCGAUCUCAGAAGAAGGGCAUACCUGAACCAAGUGAAAAUGUUAAAAAAUAAUAGAAAAAAAUUCUAAUGACAUUCAAUGAAGUGGAUGUUUUACUUUCACCAUCAGAGCUAAAGAGGAGUAAGGAGAGACGCCUCCCAUGUGGAGCCCUGCCCGUUGAGUGCUGUUAGUGUUGCUUCUAGUACACUUUAGAUUUCUCUGUUCAUGGGUUGGUACUAUUUUUGCUGUAGGUAUUUCAUAUUUUAUUUCCUUGAUUAUUUUGUUAGUUAAUUUUGGUUAAUUUUGCUAGUUUUUUUGCUAGAAACUUCCCAUGUCUCUUUAGUCGUGGAGGCUAUCACUGCUCAUAAUAAUUUUAUGAUUUUCAUUUUAAACAUAUAUAUUUUUCCAAAUGUAAAUCUUAAAUCUAAAUGUAAAUCUAAAUGUUUUUUAACAUGUAUAUUAAUGCUUUUGUAUGUUGUUGUUUCUCCUUCACUUCAUGGGCCUUCCAUUAUCACAGUUUUUAUUUUCCAAAUCAAAAAACAAAUGGGUUUAUCAGAAUGUGGUUUCUGUGAUCACACUUGACGAGGAGAUUAUUCAUUAUGUUCAUUGUUUAAUGUGGGAACCAGCUGAAGGGUUUUCUAAUAAAUAAAUUUUUGAACAA